Molecule: messenger RNA, 1353 nt
Organism: Cynara cardunculus var. scolymus (artichoke)
Lineage: Eukaryota; Viridiplantae; Streptophyta; Magnoliopsida; Asterales; Asteraceae
Product: PGR5-like protein 1A, chloroplastic
Exons: 11
Coding region: 82-1056 (324 amino acids)
Biological process (GO): photosynthetic electron transport in photosystem I
Cellular component (GO): chloroplast thylakoid membrane
Molecular function (GO): oxidoreductase activity, acting on iron-sulfur proteins as donors
Source: RefSeq, a predicted model, not a curated record
CCCAAAAAGAGUGAUCAUCAAAAUGAAUAAUCAAGUUGAUGAUUCUUGCUAUCAACUUCACCACCACCACCCAAGCCGAAAAUGGCAUCCAAAUUAUGCUUCACCGUAACCAAUUCUCGCUUCUUCACUGCUCCUCUUCCAAGACCCUCUGUUUCUUUAUCUGUUUCUUCUACAUUAUCUUCGUCGUCGAGGGUUCAGUCGAAUAAACUCAUUGGAAGAGAUGUUUUGAGUCGACGCAGACUUGUAAUUAUCUCCCCAAGGGCCACCACUGAUCAGCCAGGUCAAGUUAAAGAUGAUGUUGUUGACAGCAACAUUAUGCCUUAUUGCAGCAUUGAGAAACAACAGAAGAAGUCACUAGGAGAAAUGGAACAAGACUUUCUUCAAGCAUUACAAUCUUUCUAUUAUGAAGGAAAAGCUAUCAUGUCAAAUGAGGAAUUUGACAACCUCAAGGAAGAACUGAUGUGGGAAGGAAGCAGCGUUGUAAUGCUAAGCUCUGAUGAACAGAAGUUUUUAGAGGCAGCAAUGGCAUAUGUAUCUGGUAACCCAAUAAUGACUGAUGCAGAGUAUGACAAACUGAAGAUGCAACUAAAGAAAGAUGGAAGUGACAUAGUGGUUGAGGGUCCACGAUGCAGUCUUCGUACAAGAAAGGUUUACAGCGAUCUCUCUGUUGAUUAUCUCAAGAUGUUCCUCAUAAAUGUCCCUGCUGCUGUUGUUGCAGUUGGAUUAUUCUUCUUCCUGGAUGACAUUACUGGGUUUGAGAUCACAUACCUUUUGGAGCUCCCAGAGCCAUUUAGUUUCAUCUUCACCUGGUUCGCUGCUCUGCCCUUCAUACUGUGGUUAUCUUUCUCAUUUACCAGUCUCAUUGUGAAAGACUUUUUGAUAUUGAAGGGGAUUUGUCCAAACUGUGGUACAGAGAAUAAUUCAUUCUUCGGAACCAUAUUGUCGAUUUCCAGUGGGGGUACCACCAACAAUGCGAAAUGCACAAACUGUCAAACUGUACUAGUGUUUGAUCAAAAUACUCGCUUGAUAACGCUGCCAGAAGGAAGUGAAGCUUGACUGGAAGCAGGAUGGAUGUCAUGAAUGCAGGACGAUCAAUGACCGUAUCAAAUUGUUGCAAGACAAGAUGCAUAUAGGCAUAUGCUGUUGUGAAUGUUCGUAGGUUGUCUUUUACUUUUUCCAGAUUAUUGGAGGACGUAUAUAUCUUUUAUUAGACAAGGGUUCGAUGAAUGUGUGUUCGCAAUCGACCAUAGUCGUGUACAUACAAUAUGGAAGUGCACACCAUGUAUCUCAUAUGUAUAUUCGAAUUCGAUACAAAGAUAAUAUUAACAACAUUAAACCUGCUCGUACCUUGUC